CAAAGUGGUAGCGAACAAAAACUGUCAAACAGAGCCGUUUAUUUCACUUUUGAGAGAGAGAGAGAGCUGCUACCAUGAACCUGGCCUCCGCCGCCGCAGCCACGACUACCACCGCACUACCCUUUAAAACCACCUCACUCUCUCUCCUACGAUGCCACGUCCACCCUCACAAGCCCCAUCUCCUCUAUCCUCUCUCUACCACCUCCACUCUCCUCCCCGGGAGGCGAGCUUGGUUCACCGGUGACGGCGAUGGUCUCCACCGGUGGUCGGCAGCUUCCCCUGAAACCCUGCACAGAUCGUUUAAAUUCCGGCGAACCGCCGUCUCUCUCGGCAGUGGCACAAUUGUACAGGACGCCGUAGCGACGGUGGUUGUCAUGGGCGGCGCUUAUGCCCUCGUCUUGGCUUUUGAUAUCCUCACCCAGCGCGAUUUCAUAGAACAGAAGUUGAGCAGAAAACUGGUCCAUAUAUUGUCUGGGUUGCUUUUCAUGGCAUGCUGGCCAAUAUUCAGCACUUCAACAGAGGCUCGCUAUUUUGCUUCUUUGGUUCCUCUUGCAAAUUGCUUAAAGCUUGUCACUUAUGGCCUCUCCCUUGCCACUGACGAAGGACUUAUAAAAUCCGUUACUCGAGAAGGAAAGCCAGUAGAGUUGCUAAGAGGUCCUUUAUAUUACGUUCUCAUACUAGUUAUGUGCGUUCUUAUAUUUUGGCGUGAGUCACCAGUUGGCGUGAUCUCGCUUGCGAUGAUGUGUGGAGGGGAUGGUGUUGCUGAUAUCAUGGGUAGAAAGUUUGGAUCCGUCAAAAUUCCUUAUAACAAGAACAAGAGUUGGGCUGGUAGCAUCUCCAUGUUUAUAUUUGGGUUCUUGAUUUCCAUGGGGAUGCUCUAUUACUUUUCAGCCCUUGGAUACUUCCAGAUGGAUUUGAUUUCGACAAUGGGAAGAGUAGCUUUAGUUGCUUCCGUGGCAACGGUCAUAGAGUCCCUCCCAACUGAAGGAGGAGUGGACGACAACAUAUCUGUUCCUUUGGCAAGUAUGGUAACUGCAUGGUUAUGUUUUGGCUCGUAAUUUUGUUCAAGGAGUCCUCAAACGAUAAUGUGUACAAUUUUUUCUGCCCCGUAGUCAUGGAUAAUCAUGUGGAUUUCGUAAUCUUCUGUGUUUCCAUUAAUUCCAAUCUUUAUUAGGGGUCUCACUGUAUAUUUGUAGAUUAUUGAAUCUAGAUAAUUGAUUUAAAGGCCUCUCAUUUCAUGGUUGGAGUA
Molecule: messenger RNA, 1249 nt
Organism: Rhododendron vialii
Lineage: Eukaryota; Viridiplantae; Streptophyta; Magnoliopsida; Ericales; Ericaceae
Product: probable phytol kinase 1, chloroplastic
Exons: 6
Coding region: 75-1058 (327 amino acids)
Biological process (GO): vitamin E biosynthetic process
Cellular component (GO): chloroplast
Molecular function (GO): phytol kinase activity
Source: RefSeq, a predicted model, not a curated record